CAGGUCCUUCUUUGACCACUCAGGAAAAGAGGGAACUAAUGCACAGGUAGGUCUGGUAAUGUAUAAUGCCAAUUCCAAUGCAGAUGUCCAACAUAUCCAUUGGACAGGAGAGGUGGAUUAUUUUUUAGGUGUGUUAUCAUCAUUAGUCUUCAAUGGAAAUAAUGGAAACCAACACACCAUGGUGCAAGGUCUUGGAGAGGCUCUAAUGUUGUUUCCAAGGCCGUCUGAUGUCAUGACAAAAGAAGAAUACUACAACGGUAGCAGACAUUGUAUUCUUAUAGCAUCCGGAGACCCUGUUCCUAGGAGAAUGUUAGUCUCUCUGCCACAGAUUGAUAAAGGAAGAAUUUUUGGCACACAGUUGCAUACUUUAAAUGUUGAUUUUUGUGAGGUGGCAGAAAUGUUUGGCCCGCUAGCAGUAUCCCUUUCAAUAAUAUCUGCAGUGCAACAUCCAAUUUUUGGAGUGAUAUUCAAUAUGGGAAAUAACGGUUCUCCAAUUGUAACCACUCCAAACUCUAUCAUUAGAAUUGGCGAGUUGAAUGUUCUAUUGGCAAGAAAUUUUAAGGAGGCACAUGAUGCCCUUGGUGGGAAAAGAAGAGUGGAUCCAGCCACAAAAGAGAGUGUAAAAUCAAUGAGGAUGACAAAUGAAGAAGUUGCUAACAUGAUUGAUCCAAGGGGUGCUUUACCAGCUGAUGACUCCAUGUUCAUUCAGUCAAGAGGAAACAUAGUUAAUACUGCACCAUCCUUAUCACGACCAGUUCUUCCAUAUGCUUGUACUAGUACUAGCAGCAGCACGCGUCCACAUCUUCCAUUCCUGGCAGCAGGCUUUGAUCCAUAUGGUAGACCUGUGUUUGGACCAACCACUGAGGGAACUUUGUUUGGAAAAAUACAAAGGAAUCGCACAAACACUCAGAGAGGAAAGGCCCUCAGAAGAGUAACAUCACCCCCUACGCUUACUUACGAGUGGUCUAGUAGGCUAGAGAUAUCCCUCUAUUUACCUAAGAAAACUAUCGACUAUAUGAUAACGAUUCAUUUUGGACCCAUAGAUUAUGUUUUCUUCGACAUAUUGCAUUUCAACAAUCUGGACUUGUAUGAACAUCUGACAAACAAAAACGUGAGUGCGAAAAUUAAUCUCCCUUCUCAGAUUCUGAUCAUAUCUCCAACCAAAAACAGACACUACUACAUAGGAACAAUCUUUCCCUCGGAUACUACAUUUAUUCAGAAGAUCCGAGCUUGCAAAUGACUUUCAAGAGAAGAUAAAACUGCAAUUUAUAGGCGCUGUUGUGGAUUUAUCAACGAUAUAGCAGUUUUUAACAGUUUAGGCACUGUAAAUUAGUGUUAUCUUUUAUUGUUUCAGUUUGUUAAGUUCCUAUAUAGAAACUGUGCG
Molecule: messenger RNA, 1384 nt
Organism: Vigna radiata var. radiata (mung bean)
Lineage: Eukaryota; Viridiplantae; Streptophyta; Magnoliopsida; Fabales; Fabaceae
Product: mediator of RNA polymerase II transcription subunit 25-like
Exons: 13
Coding region: 59-1240 (393 amino acids)
Biological process (GO): positive regulation of transcription by RNA polymerase II
Cellular component (GO): transcription regulator complex; mediator complex
Source: RefSeq, a predicted model, not a curated record